Theobroma cacao (cacao) is the source of this 3307-nucleotide messenger RNA. It is a transcript of the gene CCC1, whose product is annotated as cation-chloride co-transporter 1. The record is from RefSeq and is a predicted model, not a curated record. Gene Ontology annotation, molecular function: chloride:monoatomic cation symporter activity. NCBI's taxonomy places the organism in Eukaryota, Viridiplantae, Streptophyta, Magnoliopsida, Malvales, Malvaceae. Gene Ontology annotation, cellular component: membrane. Gene Ontology annotation, biological process: monoatomic ion transport; transmembrane transport.
CGCCAUUACCGUAAUCCGGUUUAUAUAAAUAAAAUCCAAUUUUAAUCUGAGAUCUCUCUGGCUGGCUUUCCUUCCCUCUCUAUCUUUUGCAAAUUGGGCAUUUCAUUUCAUUUUUGGAUCUGAAUAAGAAGAAUUUAGAUCUAAAAUUUACUUGAAGGAUUGAAUCCGAAAAUGAACAAUGGGGAUUUAGAAGGCGGCGGGGACGAAGGCUUCCAUGGAGGCGGCCGCAAGUACAGGCCCGUCGUGGCGCACGAUCGCGCUGUUCUCGAGAUGUCCUCCAUGGAUCCUGGAUCUUCUUCCUCCGGUUCCCAAUCUUCUAUCAGGAAAAUAAAAGUGGUAACGCAGGGGAACUCGGAUUCUGAUGGAAGGGAAGGUUCGAUUCCUGAGAAUGGUGGGGCCAAUGGUCCUCACAGGGAAAAUAAAUUGGAAUUGUUUGGUUUUGAUUCUCUCGUCAAUAUUCUUGGUCUCAAAAGUAUGACAGGAGAGCAAAUCCCGGCACCUUCUAGCCCAAGAGAUGGUGAAGAGGUUUCGAUCACCAAUGGGCAUCCAAAGCCCUCUGAUGUCAAAAUGGGUACAAUGAUGGGGGUAUUUGUCCCAUGCUUGCAAAAUAUUUUGGGUAUUAUCUACUAUAUCCGGUUUUCUUGGAUUGUUGGCAUGGGUGGCAUUGGCGAAUCACUGCUUCUGGUAUCGUUUUGUGGUCUGUGUACUUUCUUGACAGGAAUAUCAUUGAGUGCAAUUGCAACUAAUGGUGCAAUGAAGGGUGGUGGUCCAUAUUAUCUCAUUGGUCGUGCCCUUGGUCCCGAGGUUGGAGUUAGCAUUGGACUAUGUUUCUUCCUUGGCAAUGCAGUGGCAGGAGCGCUUUAUGUGUUGGGAGCUGUAGAAACCUUUCUAAAAGCUCUUCCUUCUGCUGGGAUUUUUACUGAGACCACUACAAAGGUGAAUGGCACGGUAUCAGAACCAAUACAGAGUAUAAGUACACAUGACUUGCAAAUUUAUGGGAUUGUCGUGACUAUCAUCCUAUGCUUUAUUGUGUUUGGUGGGGUGAAAAUGAUCAAUCGGGUUGCCCCUGCUUUCCUUGUACCUGUUUUAUUCUCGGUAUUCUGCAUAUUUAUUGGGAUCUUUUUGGCAAAGAAGGAUGACCCUCAACCUGGAAUUACGGGCUUGAGUUUGGAAAGCUUUAAAGAUAACUGGAGUUCAGAUUAUCAGAAUACAAACAAUGCUGGUAUCCCUGACACUGAAGGAAAGGUGCACUGGGACUUUAAUGCAUUGGUUGGUCUCUUUUUCCCAGCUGUAACAGGAAUCAUGGCCGGUUCAAAUCGAUCAGCCUCACUUAAAGAUACUCAGCGUUCGAUCCCCAUUGGGACAUUGGCUGCCACACUUACUACUACUGCGCUUUAUAUUGUUUCUGUCUUACUUUUUGGAGCUGUUGCCACCAGAGAUAAGCUUUUGACUGACAGGCUUCUUACUGCUACAAUUGCUUGGCCUUUCCCAGCUAUCAUUCAUAUUGGAAUUAUUCUUUCAACUUUAGGUGCAGCACUUCAAAGCCUGACUGGUGCCCCUCGUCUUCUUGCAGCAAUAGCCAAUGAUGAUAUUCUUCCUGUUCUCAAUUACUUCAAAGUUGCAGAUGGUAGUGAGCCUUAUAUCGCUACCCUCUUUACUUCUUUCAUCUGUAUGGGGUGUGUCAUCAUUGGGAAUCUGGAUCUUAUCACACCAACUAUAACUAUGUUUUUCCUUCUAUGUUAUUCGGGUGUGAACUUGUCUUGCUUCCUUCUGGAUCUUCUAGAUGCUCCCAGUUGGCGUCCUCGGUGGAAAUUUCACCACUGGAGCCUCUCUCUCCUUGGAGCAUCACUGUGUAUAGUGAUAAUGUUCUUGAUCUCGUGGUCAUUCACUGUAGUGUCUCUGGCCCUCACCAGCCUCAUAUAUUAUUAUGUGAGCAUUAAAGGAAAGGCUGGGGACUGGGGGGACGGUUUCAAAAGUGCAUAUUUUCAACUAGCCCUUCGCAGCCUUAGAUCUCUGGGAGCAAACCAAGUUCAUCCAAAGAACUGGUAUCCCAUUCCUCUUGUAUUCUGUCGGCCUUGGGGUAAGCUGCCAGAAAAUGUACCUUGCCAUCCAAAACUUGCUGACUUUGCCAACUGCAUGAAGAAGAAAGGCCGUGGAAUGUCCAUAUUUGUCAAUAUACUAGAUGGGGACUACCAUGAACGUGCUGAAGAUGCCAAGGCUGCCUGCAAGCAACUUGAUACCUACAUUAACUACAAGAACUGUGAAGGUGUUGCAGAAAUAGUGGUAGCACCUAAUAUGACUGAAGGCUUCCGUGGAAUUGUGCAGACCAUGGGUCUUGGCAACCUCAAGCCCAAUAUUGUAGUGAUGCGGUACCCAGAAAUAUGGCGUCGUGAGAACCUAAAUGAAAUCCCAACCAGAUUUGUCGGUAUAAUUAAUGACUGUAUUGUUGCAAAUAAGGCAGUUGUCAUUGUCAAGGGCCUCGAUGAAUGGCCCAAUGAGUAUCAAAGGCAAUAUGGUACCAUUGAUUUGUAUUGGAUUGUGAGAGAUGGCGGUCUCAUGCUUCUUUUGUCACAGCUUCUUCUUACUAAAGAGAGCUUUGAGAGCUGUAAGAUUCAGGUCUUCUGCAUUGCAGAGGAAGAUGCAGAUGCAGAGGGUCUCAAGGCUGAUGUGAAGAAGUUUUUGUAUGAUCUUCGGAUGCAAGCUGAGGUGAUUGUUAUAACAAUUAAGUCUUGGGAUGUGCAACCAGAGGGUGGCUCUCAGCAAGAUGAGUCGCUGGAGGCAUUUAGUGCUGCUCAGCAGCGGGUAGCUGGUUACUUAUCGGAAAUAAAGGAAGCAGCGAAGAAAGAAGGGACCCCUUUGAUGGCUGACGGAAAGCCUGUAGUUGUGAAUGAGCAACAAGUGGAGAAGUUUCUCUAUACCACUCUGAAGCUGAAUUCAACGAUAUUAAGAUAUUCUCGAAUGGCUGCAGUUGUGCUUGUAAGCUUACCCCCACCUCCUGUCAGCCACCCAGCUUACUGCUACAUGGAGUACAUGGAUUUGUUGGUAGAAAAUGUGCCGAGGCUUUUGAUUGUAAGAGGAUACCGUAGAGAUGUUGUAACUUUAUUCACAUAGUCUUCCGAUGAUUGAAUCAUGACUGUAAUUUUGGUACUGUUCAUAUAGGUUUUUUCCCCGAAUUUCUUGUAGUCAAAGUGUUACAUUCAUUCUUUUCAGCCAUUUUGAUUCAUGGCAUUUUUUUAAUUCAUUUAAUAGGUUUUUUCCCCCUCUGAAAAGAAAAAGAAAUUUUGCAGAAGUAUUCCUUUUGGGUUGA